CGCGCGGGAUAAUACCGCGUGGACUACGGUGGCCCUCGUCGUUGGGGGGCUGCAGCUGGUCGCCGUCGCCGGCUCGUUCAUGGCGAAUGAGCGGCUAAGAGCGCUGGAGGAUGUGGAGAAGGAGAUAGCGACGAUCCUGCAGUGCGCCGGUAACAUCGUACUGGAGCUGUCCAAAGACAAACACAACGCCAGCCUGCUGGACAGACAGCUGGUCCAGUUCCAGGGCUCCGUCAACCGAGUGGAGAGCGAACUGAGCGGCCAGAUCCGGUACCUCACACAGGUAGCCACCGGACAGCCUCAUGAGGGUUCCACCUAUUCUGCUCGGAAGGACUGUCAGAUGGCACUGAACAGAGCCGAGUACGCCAAGGUCAAACUGGGAGAACUGGGACGAACCUGUGAAGUUAUGCUGGAGCAACAACAGCAGCAGCAGCAGCAGCAGCAGCAGACAUGAGAGCAGAGGGGCAUUCACUGCAGCAUUUCACCCAAAUCACUGUAUUUGCCACCAGCCCGUAACAAUAUUUUAUUGAUCCUUUUCAAUUUUUAUUAACGUUGCAUUUCUGGGUAUAUGUUUUUGUUUCUUAGGGGAUUUCUUCUCUAUUCACGUGCAUAUGUAGACUGUGUUACAUUUCUUCAAAUACAAAGAAACGGAUACCAAACGUUUCAGCAUAUCAAUGCAAACAAUAUUAUUUGUUUGCAUUCUUCAGUUGUCUGGAAUAAAAAGCAAUGUAAAAAAAU
Messenger RNA from Gasterosteus aculeatus aculeatus (three-spined stickleback), 735 nucleotides. RefSeq names its product mediator complex subunit 11 (gene med11). Gene Ontology annotation, molecular function: transcription coregulator activity. Lineage: Eukaryota; Metazoa; Chordata; Actinopteri; Perciformes; Gasterosteidae. Gene Ontology annotation, cellular component: mediator complex. The record is from RefSeq and is a predicted model, not a curated record. Gene Ontology annotation, biological process: regulation of transcription by RNA polymerase II.